AGAUAUAUAACAAUUAAAUGUAAAAGAAGUAGUAAAUUCAUGAGCCCUACAGUUAUUGUUGAAUAUACUACUUUUUCCCUUUCAUUUUUCUUUAACGACGUUAUUUUCCUACACUUUUGUAUAACCUCAAUGCUGUUAAAUAUUCUGUGUUAUUAUCGUUAUUAUCUAUUCUGCGGAAUUUAUGACAUUUCGUGACAGUUUGCAUCUGGUACACUUAACCUAAAAAGAAAUCGAACUCUAAAAUUCUUUUAAAGUUCAAUAAAAUAAGUUUACAAUGUCAGAUUCGGAUGAGGAAUCGUUUAGUUUUUAUGGAAAACCACUGGAACAAUACGAUGAAGAUUCGAUUCCAAAGCGAAAACCAAUCCCUGUAGAAGAUCAAAUAGCAACAGAUGACCAUGGAAGAAGAAGAUUUCAUGGAGCAUUUACCGGAGGGUUUUCAGCAGGAUUUUUUAAUACUGUUGGUUCUUUAGAAGGUUGGAAACCCACAGAGUUUAAAAGUUCCCGAUCUGAAAAGGCUGAAAGAAAAGUAGCAAAACCUGAAGAUUUUAUGGAUGAUGAAGAUAUGGGGGAACAUGGAUUUGCCCCACAAACAGUUCGGGCUACAAAAGAUUACUCCACAUCUAAAAAAAGAAAAAAAGCAGUUUUUUCAGAAGGUCCUAUUCCAGGUAUUCCUGUUUUACAAUCAUUAAUUGAAGCGGGAAAUGAAACUAUCGGAUAUUUGUUAAUGAAAAACAUGGAUCUAAAAAAGAAAAAGGAAGUUUUAGAAGCUUCACAUGAAGAUGGACCUAAAGUUUAUGGAUGUGUAAUGCCAAAAACAUACGAGAUAGAAAGAAAUAUUGAGAAUGAUGACAUCAUCCCAAACAUUUUCCGUGUAUAUAUAAAAUCACCUAAAAGUAACACUUUUGGAUUAGGUUAUAGUGGUUUAGAUAAAUCAGAAUUGAGCUUAAGAAAGUCAACUCAACUGGUUGUCAAAGAUCAAAAUAAUCGUAAAUUAGCUAUUUCCGGGCAAGCCUUUGGUGUGGGGGCUUUUGAAAAUGAUGAUGAAGAUAUUUAUGCUAAAGAUGAUAUGUCACAGUAUGAUUUUGAAAUUACCAAAGAAAAAAAGGGGAAAAAUGAAAAUCAUAACUUUAACCAUCCUGAAUUUAUUAAAGGAUCUCAAUUACUUAAUAAUAAAAAAUAUCCACCUCCCACAAUUCCACAAAGUUUUAGUGGGAAACAUAAAAUUCGUAAAUCACGAUUUGAGCCUAUUCAUCAAGAAGAGGAUAAAAAAGAGAUUAAACGGAAGGAUAUGAAUGCAGCUAUAAGAGCUAAAUAUAUUGGAGAAGAAGUUCCUGGUACUUCAAAAGAUUUAUUUAAGGAAACGCCAAGUGGAAGCGCAACAAUAAAUAAAGAAAAUAUUAAGAAAACGGAAAAUGUUAAAAUAAAACAAGAAAGUUCAGGAUUUUCAAAUUUAAUUUUUGAUAAAUUUGUUUCUGCAAGUAUUAGUGAAAAUCCACACGAUAUUUUAGCAAAAGUUGAGCCAACAUAUACAGAACAUGGAACUAAGGAAAUGCGAGAUGCUGCUAAGUUAAAAAUGUAUGGACCAUUAACAAGGGUUAUUAUCGAUUGGCAACCUUGUAGUUUGGUUUGUAAAAGAUUUAAUGUUAAAGAACCUGUGUAUGAUGAAAAUAGGAAAGAUAGAGGUAAAAAGAAAAAUCAAAUUUUCUUUGAAUAUGAAAAACAUAAAGAUGAAGGAUUAGUAUUAAAACCUGGUUUAAUAAACACAAAGGAAGAUACUAUAAUUGAAGAUAAAAAUAUUGAAGAAAUCAAAAGUGUUGAAGAAAUUAAAAGUAUCAUGGAACCAAAAAAAGAACAAAUUCAAGACAUAAAACAAUCAAUUACCGAAAUUGAUCUUGUAAGGAGGGAAGAAAUAAGUGAAGGACUUUCAUUAGAUAAGAAAUAUGAUGAGCCAAAACAAAUUCAAGAAACAGAUAAAAUAGAUGUAGCCAAAAAUAUUGAUCUUUUUAAAGCGGUGUUUUUAAGUAGUAGUGAAUCAGAAUCUGAAGAUGAAGUUGAACAAAAAUCCCAAGAGGAUAAUCAAGAUUCUAAUCUAAUAGAAACUAUUACAAAGACAGUUUUAACCGAAGAUUUAAUAAUAAAAUUUAAACCUAGGAAAGAAGGGAUUUUAUCUAAUAUUAAUUUUACGCCUUUAUCAAAACCAGAAACUAGCGAAAAAGAAAUUCCAGAAAUGACAACAAAAGACACUAAAGUGAAUCAGAAAGAAGAGACGAAAGAUCCGCUUCUUUAUGGUCCAGCAUUACCUGUUUCAGUUGAAAAAACUUGUGUUUAUGUUCCUCCUAAAAUUAAUUCAAAACCGGCGGAGGAACAGUGGGUUGAAAAAGAGUUGAUAGAGAAAAUACAAAAACAUAAGAAGAAACAUAAGAAGGAAAAAAAGAAAAGUAAAGAUAAAAAGCAUAAAAAGUCUAAGCAUAGAAAAUAAGAAGUAUUUGAUUAAUAAAGUUUUAUUCUGUGAUAUAUUCUGUAUAAUAAUAUUUUUAGGUGUAUAUAUAUUUUAAGGAAUUCAAUUAAUUAAUGGAAUCAUGAUAAAUGUAAUAACUAAGUGAUUAAUAACAAGAUUAUUUGAUUUAAAAUUUAACAAUCAAAUUGAGAAUUUAAUAAGAUAAUUUUUUGAUAUAUACAGGUGUUUCUGUAAGACUUACAGAAACGCCUCGCCUGUAUAACAAAUUAAUCGCAUUAAAGGCGUUCAGAGACACUGUGUCAACUGAGUAACAAAUUGUAAUAAUGACGAUAAUAAGAUCUAAAGUUAAUUUGUCAUAAAUUGUUCCCAUUAAGGAAUUAUAUUCUAUACCAACUUAUGCUCUCAAUCUACCGCAAAAUGUUUCACUUAAAUUUAAAAUAUACUUGCAAGAUAAUGUAUGCUUGGUAGAACUAUCAAUAGAAAUUUUGUAAGAAAAAUAAACUAAUCUACUUUAUUUGUUGUUAUGUCAGGUGACAAAUGAAUUGUAGACAAAAUAGAAUUAUUAUACAAAUUAGUAUUAAA
Molecule: messenger RNA, 3040 nt
Organism: Onthophagus taurus
Lineage: Eukaryota; Metazoa; Arthropoda; Insecta; Coleoptera; Scarabaeidae
Product: G patch domain-containing protein 1 homolog
Biological process (GO): mRNA processing
Cellular component (GO): nucleus
Molecular function (GO): RNA binding
Source: RefSeq, a predicted model, not a curated record